UGGAGACGGAGCACAGCCCCCAGUCUCCCGGAUCCGCGCGGGAGGACGCACCGACGGACAGACGGGGGGACGGGCGGGGGGGGCAGGGGGUGGGGAGGCCCGGGAGGCCCGGCGCUGGAAUGCAGUUUUCUCGGGCGAGGGAGACUUUGCAACCGAGUGGAAAAUAGUUUGGGGUGGGGUUUCGCCCGGUCCCCUCCUCCCCGGCCCAGGGCCCCCUCCCAGGCGCUUUCUGGGAGCUUUUAGAACCGAGCUCUGAAGUUGCCAGAGAGCGAGGAGCUUGUGCCGCAGGCGGAGACAAUGGAAGAAAAUGAAAGCCAGAAAUGUGAGCCGUGCCCUCCUCACUCGGCAGACAGCAGACAGAUGCAGGAACAAGGAAAAAGCAAUCUGCAUGUAACAUCAUCGGAAGAUGCAGAAUGCCGCAGGACCAAGGAACGCCUUUCUAAUGGAAACAGUCGUGUUUCAGUUUCCAAGUCUUCUCGAAACAUCCCAAGGAGACACACUUUAGGAGGGGCCCGAAGUUCCAAAGAAAUACUGGGAAUGCAAACAUCUGAGAUGGAUAGGAAGAGAGAAGCGUUCCUAGAACAUCUGAAGCAGAAAUACCCCCACCAUGCCUCAGCAAUCAUGGGCCACCAAGAGAGGCUGAGAGACCAGCUUGGGAGGAGGAAGCUGGCUGUAGAAAGGCUCAGCCUGAAAGCUCAGUCCUCUUUACCAAUGCAGCAAGAGGACAGGCCAAAGAGGAAGGGCUUUGAGAAUGUGCUCCCUUUGCGCGCUUUGUUUUCUGCUACCUUUCCAGUCUUCAGCUACCUGUUUUCUCUGGUUAUUUUGACAGCCAGACAUCGCCCAACUGUGGCUAGGGAUGUUUUUGUUUCUUGGCUGUGUGCAAUUACUUUUGAGCAGACAGAGCAGGUUUCCUUUGAAGGAAGACGACACAACCAGCUUUAA
Molecule: messenger RNA, 942 nt
Organism: Carlito syrichta (Philippine tarsier)
Lineage: Eukaryota; Metazoa; Chordata; Mammalia; Primates; Tarsiidae
Product: sickle tail protein homolog
Exons: 5
Coding region: 298-942 (214 amino acids)
Cellular component (GO): cytoplasm
Source: RefSeq, a predicted model, not a curated record